Molecule: messenger RNA, 792 nt
Organism: Colletotrichum karsti
Lineage: Eukaryota; Fungi; Ascomycota; Sordariomycetes; Glomerellales; Glomerellaceae
Exons: 3
Coding region: 1-792 (263 amino acids)
Source: RefSeq, a predicted model, not a curated record
AUGCGACACAAGAUCAACAAGAACAACAAAAAGGCGAAACAAAUACUCCAAGAGCUCAAAUUCACACCUUCAAAGAUCGACUUCGAGCGGUUCCCAGAGCAGUACAUGACUGAAACAUGGGCCUUCGAUGACACCCGCCCCACCCCAGCGUCCUGCUCCGUCGCAGGCUACUCCUUCACCGUCAGAUUCCCCAGCAACACGAGCAGUAUCGAGUCCUGGUCAGCCCUCAUCGGCAUCGAAGGACGCCCGACGUGGUUCCGCGCGGUCCUGGACACCUCGUCGCCAGACUACACCUGCGCCCACUCUGGCGAGGCGGGCGUGCUGAGCACUUGUCUCACCACCCCGAGCCUCCAAAUCUCCGCCGCGCCGGUCUCUCCCGUCCUCCCUCCCGAGCCCGCCUACCCCGAGAUUGAGAUCACCAACGUCUCCGCCGAGACCUUGUCGAACAAUAACCUAGUCUUUGAGUUUGACGUGGUCGAUAACACCAAUAACAAGACGGCGCACUGCUCCAACCAAUGGAUCUCCGGUGCCCGAUCCGUCAUCGAUAAUGCAUGCUCCGUCGCGGGUUAUACCUCCGACAUUGACUUCCCCAACGGAUUCAACAUCCAGUCUUGGACGGUGUACAUUGAUGUCGAGGGGAAACCCACAGCUUUCAAGGCGGAUGUGAAGACCGGCACGCCUGACUAUACCUGCGGCCAUUCUGGCACGGGAGGCGUUCUCAGCGCCUGCUUCACUGGUGCUGGUGUCAAGAUCGCCGCCGCUCGGUGGUCGAUCUGGGGUCCUAGUUCGUAG